AUGGCGCGUUUACGUCUGCGCCACCUCCUCCUCCUCUCCGCCGCUCUGGCGUCCGCACGGAGCCACGGCUCCAUCUUUGACGCCGUCGCCGCCGACAGCAUGCAGAAGCUCAAGGCGGCCCUCGAGGCAGACCCGAGUGCGCUCGACGACGGGUACACUCCGAUGCAUGGCGCUGGCUUCCAGGGCCGCGCAGAGAUCGCGAGGCUGCUGAUGGCGCACGGCGUCGACGCGUGGGCGAGCCUGACACUUAUGACGUGCACUCCGACGGGCACGCCCCGAUGCAGCGCGCCUGCUGGGGCAGCUGCCGAGCUUGCGCGUGGAAGCCGCUCUGACCAGUGUGUCAGAGCUGUGCGGUGCGUGUGGAUAGGCGGCGAGCCGCGGCACACCGAGACUGUGGCGGUGUUUAUCGAGGCGGGCGCGUCGGCGGAGGCGCUCGAAAAGUGCGAGGCGGCGACGAGGAACGCGGCCACCAAGGCGGCGGUGGCGCGCGCGGUCGAGGCGUCGAAAAAGGCGGAGCUGUGA
Molecule: messenger RNA, 522 nt
Organism: Emiliania huxleyi CCMP1516
Lineage: Eukaryota; Haptophyta; Isochrysidales; Noelaerhabdaceae
Exons: 3
Coding region: 1-522 (173 amino acids)
Molecular function (GO): protein binding
Source: RefSeq, a predicted model, not a curated record